Colletotrichum chrysophilum is the source of this 2736-nucleotide messenger RNA. RefSeq lists its product as uncharacterized. The record is from RefSeq and is a predicted model, not a curated record. Gene Ontology annotation, cellular component: nucleus. Bases 1 to 2736 code for a protein of 911 amino acids. NCBI's taxonomy places the organism in Eukaryota, Fungi, Ascomycota, Sordariomycetes, Glomerellales, Glomerellaceae. The transcript is spliced from 7 exons. Gene Ontology annotation, molecular function: RNA binding. Gene Ontology annotation, biological process: mRNA processing.
AUGUUCAACAGCAAAAGAUCGCGCGCUACUUAUGAGGCCGACCUCCACGAUGGUGCCGCCGUUCACGUCGCCUUUGGCACACCUCUGCCGUCCCUAGACGCCGAUACCCGUGAUGAUGGCUCAUACAUUCCACUACACAAGCAGGAGGUAAGGGACGACAAGGGCAGGCGGCGCCUCCAUGGCGCCUUUACUGGAGGCUGGAGUGCAGGCUAUUUCAACACCGUCGGAUCAAAGGAAGGAUGGACACCUUCGACAUUCGUGUCCAGCCGUACGGCUCGCCGGAAAGAUGACCCGAGGGCACCAGAUCAGAGACCAGAGGAUUACAUGGACGAUGAGGAUCUUGCCGAUGCAGCCGCCACGAAGGAGAUCCGAACUACUGAUCCGUUUGGGGCUCUCGGGGCUCCAUCGCCUGGUCAGCGUCUGUCCGGUGGCCUAGCCAGCUUGAUGCGCAUUCAAGGUGAUACCAUAGGUCUCAAGUUGCUGCGAAAAAUGGGUUGGAAGGAUGGCCAAGGUAUCGGGCCCAGAAUUCGUAGGGUAGCAAGGCUCGACAUCUCGGGAGGCAACACGCCUCACGUGGCAGAGAAGACGCACAUGUUCGCCCCGGAAAAUAUCAACAUGGUCAGCUUCAUCCAGAAAUCUGACCAGAAAGGCCUGGGAUUCAACGACGACGACGACGCUCGGAUUUCGCGAAUAUCUAGCUCUGGUAGCGCCUGGGCGCACCACACUGCCUCCGGAAACCACCGCAAUGAAGUUACUAGGGCCGGUAAUGGAAUUUAUGAGGGAGAGGAUGAUGACCCGGCUAGCGGACUUAAUGUGCUUUUGGGAAUAUCCGAGAAGAGGAAAAGCAAGCAUGGCCAGCGGGGAGGUCUUGGUGUUGGCGUCCUAAAUGACACCGGCUCAGAAGAAGAUGAUCCUUAUGAGAUGGGUCCACGGAUCUCAUAUAAUCGAGUAUUAGGCGGGGAAAAGACCAAGAAGAAGAAGAAGCUUGCAGCCACCAGUGUGUCUGCAAACCCCGGUCUCGGAUCCACGCCGGUCUUCGUUUCCAGAGCCGCCCACACCACAAAAAGUCGCGGACAAGGCAGGUGCGGGAAUGGGAAGCGGCCUUUGAACGGAUUUGUUCCCGGACAACUCACAAACUCAAAAUCAACCGGGAACUCAACGGACGUGUAUCCUCCUCCCUCGGUUCCCCCUGAGUGGGCACCGUCAAGGAGCAACUCAUCCCUAACGUUCUCUACAAAUACGUCGACGGCAGAGGUUGCCAAAGCAGCCAAGCUAGAUCCCAAAACUCGCGCGGCAAUCCUAGGCGAAUCGACUUUGCCAGGCAAGUCUGUGUUUGACUACAUGUCGGCAGCCUCUCGAGAGCGGCUGGCGAUUGCUUCAGGGAAGACAGACUUGCCUCCAGCGAAAGGCGAGGCUCCGAUCGAAGCUAGGGGACCAGCCGAACAGCAGCUUCAGGAAAGAAUUCGCACUCUACCGUGUCUGCAGAAAGAUACCGCCCUCGCCGCCAUAAGUCGCGGGGCAAGCACUGGAAGCCCCUAUGCCAACGACGACGCAAAACGUGGACGAUAUCGCCUUUACUUACAGAGCGCCGCGGGCUUUGGUGGGUCUCCCAUCAAGCCAUCGGAUAUGACAGAUGAUGAUUUUGUUAAGGAGAUCGGGGAAUUUUACGGAUGUGCGCAGCUCUUCAAACCGAUGACAGGUUUCAUGGCCACAAGAUUCACAACCGCCUCGGCAGGAUCCAAGCAACUUGCUACCAGCAGCGGAUCAGAAUUGGCCACAGACGUUGGUGUUCGAAAAGCUACGGCAGCACCCGCAUACCUAGGCGCAGCGGAAGAAGCCGCCAGAAUGGGCAUGUAUGGGCGUAUGACGAGGCUGAUCGAAGACUUUUCCCCUGGCAGGUUGCUGUCGGCUGGAUCUUCUGUAGCAGCCCCAGCAUACGCACCCACGUCUUCUGUCAUCUCCUGUGACGAGCCCGCCUCAAGCUCCUUUGAUCAAGCCCUCACAGACACCAAGCGCGGACUCACUCAAGACAAGAAGGGCGCCGCUGCGAGCAAAGACGACGAUACCGAGCCGCCGCCAGCUUACUCGGAGGGACCCAGUCCACUUCAAUCCUUCACCUUUCUCAUGGCUACCGCCGGUGGCGCCUCGAGUAUCAUUACUCAGGUACAACAAGGAGGCCCGCCCAUCAAUGCGAUCGGAGAUGUCGGCGCCGACGAGACGAUUUCCAUGGACCUUCGGGGUACCAGAUUUGUUCUCUCGAGAGACGAACUAUUGACGUUGCCUGAGUUCGUGCUCCUGUCUCUCUUUCCGAACGGGCUCUUCCCCGAAGGUCACAUGGGUGGAUUCGCCGAAGGCGACGCUGUUCAAGUAGACUAUGAUCCAGCAUCAUUGCAAUACAUGCUGGAUUUCUUCCGUACUGUGGCACAGUCGAUACCGGCCGAGACGUCUCCAAGUCUCUCACAGGAAGAGAAUGCAUCUGCUGCUGACGCCAUGGAAUCAAGAGAUGACUCUUCUAAACGGGCAGGCAUCAUUGUUUUGCGAGAAGACUUGGAUUUCUACGUCAUUCCGCCGCGGGCAGAUAUCACGCAAUCAGAGAUGUUAGAGGUGAAGCGAGCGGCUGGCAAAGCGCUGCUUCAACAGAAUGGCAUAUUCUCUGGCCUGAAAAGAAGUGACGAGCCGGGCACUACGGAGGCUCACCUUAUCGAAAUGUUGACAGCAGGCGCGACUGAGAAGUGA